AUGUCAUUCUACAAUCGACUUCGCACAGGUUUCAACCGCGCCUUCUCAGGUGGUAACCUGGAGGUCAACCGAUUUGGCCUAUACCUGCUCUUUCCUAUUGGUUUCAUGUACUACUUUGGCAUAGGUCUCGAGGAAGACAUCGAGCGCGCAUACCAGGCACACAUCGAGCACGAGCAGGAAAUGCGAGAGCGGGAAGAGACAAGAGACGAGCGGAGAGCAAAGACACUACAGAUGAUUGCAGACAUGCGGGAACGAACCCGGAAAGAGACUGCGCAGAAGAAACUGAUGGAGCAGGUCAAGAUGGCGCAGGAGGGGCAGAGCGAGUAGGAGGUUCUCGCAAGGCAGUAGGCGAUUGCCACACGGUUAUAUAUAUGAGUUUUGAGAAUAUUUGUACAGCAAGAUAACUUCACUUUCUCCCAUCUCAGUACUUUUUUUGUAUACAUUACGUCUGGUUAUGCGCAGGUACUUGCCAGGUCUUUCGAUCUUGGUCGUUGGUAUCGAGAGCACGUUGUGAUUUCAGUGCUCAUACACAUCAGUAUAUACAACGAUACUAACUGGCCUGGAAGACCAAACUUCUCACAUUACGGAU
Myxozyma melibiosi is the source of this 589-nucleotide messenger RNA. RefSeq lists its product as uncharacterized. Gene Ontology annotation, biological process: mitochondrial respiratory chain complex IV assembly. The record is from RefSeq and is a predicted model, not a curated record. The coding region runs from base 1 to 327 and encodes 108 amino acids. NCBI's taxonomy places the organism in Eukaryota, Fungi, Ascomycota, Lipomycetes, Lipomycetales, Lipomycetaceae. Gene Ontology annotation, cellular component: mitochondrion. The transcript has 2 exons.